UCUUUGUCGGCCGGAUCACAUUAAUCGCGCGCGUGGGUGUGGUUAAAGAAUCCCGUUUGAGGCGGUUCUGAGCCUCGAUCAAGUCUGAAACUGUCCACAACAACACCAAUCCGCAGGCGCCGUUCCCGAAAAUAAUGGAAAGGGGGCGUCGUUUGUGUCUCCUCCUAUCCAGGCUCCCUACCGGUUCCCCAGGUUCUAGUGUGCGGUCGAUUGUGCGCUCGUCAACAUGUUAGUCCCACCGGAUAUGCUGGCAGCCCAAUCUAAGAUGCUUUACCAAAUCAACAAAUACUACGGCGAAAGGGUCCAAACCCGGAUGGGUACGAUUUCGAAAACGAUACGAGAGGUAUGCAAGGUAGUCCAGGACGUCCUUAAGGAAGUGGAAGUGCAGGAACCUCGAUUCAUAUCGUCACUGACGGAAUGCAAUGGGAGAUAUGAAGGCUUGGAAGUGAUCUCGCCGGUUGAAUUCGAGGUGGUUCUUUAUCUAAACCAAAUGGGAGUAUUUAACUUUGUGGAUGACGGAACGUUACCAGGAUGCGCCGUUCUGAAGUUGAGCGACGGAAGGAAGAGGUCCAUGUCCCUAUGGGUCGAGUUCAUCACCGCAUCCGGAUACCUCUCCGCUCGUAAGAUCCGGUCGAGGUUUCAAACGUUGGUAGCACAAGCUUGUGAUAAGUGCGCCUAUCGGGAAUGCGUGAAGAUGAUAUCGGACACGACCGAGGUUAAGUUGCGAAUUCGGGAACGUUAUGUUGUGCAAAUAACUCCCGCCUUCAAGUGUUCCGGUGUUUGGCCGAGAUCGGCGGCCCAUUGGCCCGUUCCGCACGUUCCGUGGCCCCAUCCUAACCUUGUAGCGGAAGUAAAAACUGAAGGUUUUGACUUGUUGUCGAAAGAAAGUGUCACGGCUCAGGGAAAACAAUCGGCUAUGGAAGGCGACGCGUGGGUACUGUCGUUCAACGAGGCAGAAAAUCGUCUUUUACAAGGGGGCUGUCGCAGAAGGUGUCUCAGUAUCCUGAAAACGUUACGGGAUAGGCACCUGGACUUGCCCGGUAACCCCGUAACCAGUUACCAUUUGAAAACCCUUCUCUUGUAUGAAUGUGAAAAACAUCCUAGAGAAAGCGAGUGGGAUGAGUCCUGUUUGGGUGACAGGAUCAACGGGAUCUUUUUGCAACUGAUUUCGUGUUUACAAUGUAAAAGAUGCCCGCAUUAUUUCCUACCUAACUUAGAUUUGUUCAAAGGAAAAUCGCCGAGCGCGCUAGAAAAUGCUUCCAAACAGGUGUGGAGACUAACACGAGAAAUGCUGACCAAUACGAGGUGUCUGGAAAAACUAUGAACGAUGAUCCUAUCGAUCCGACGGGAUUAAACGUUUAAAAGCAUUCCUAACGACUGAUUUUACUUUAUAAAAAUCAUAAACAGUAACAUCCAAAUAUUCAUUAACGUUAUCAUUACUUUAUGAAAAAUGUUCACGGAAGAUCAUCAUCUAUAUUGUUACUUUUCUUUAUGACGAAGUAAAUCGUUAGUUCCUAGUAUCUAUUCAUUUAUAGUACUUAUAAGUAUUACGAUUUUCGUGAAUAAAAUUAUAAUCUUCGGGUUCAGAAAAGCUUUGAUAGAGUAAAAAGCUCGCAAUUUCUGUACUGAUUUUUAAUGCUUUACAGGCCCGUAUUUGAGUGCCAUAUAAUUGUGAUAACUAAUACUUAUCUUCUUACAAUAAAUUGUACUGCUACGUAAUAUAUAAUAAGUAUUUAGUACGACUUUUUCGGUAGUUAUUACCAUUUCAAAAGUUUUUCUGUGAUUAUUCGGUUAUGACUAAAUUUUCUUUCUUUCGAAAACAUGCACAAAACGUGCUGUCGACUGUACUGAAGUAUUGUAAGAUAUUUGUACAUAUAAAAAUGUAUACCUAACUAUCUAGUUGUAAGCUUAUAAUUGUUGCAAUAUUUGAAAUUAACUGUAUAGGUAUCUCAUUAGUCAAAUAAAAUAUAUGCCGAAUCUA
This is a messenger RNA of Agrilus planipennis (emerald ash borer), 1981 nucleotides long. RefSeq names its product protein mab-21-like. The record is from RefSeq and is a predicted model, not a curated record. The coding region runs from base 227 to 1324 and encodes 365 amino acids. The transcript has a single exon. Lineage: Eukaryota; Metazoa; Arthropoda; Insecta; Coleoptera; Buprestidae.